AUGCUGAGUACGCAAGAAGAAGAGUUCGUAAUAAGGGGACAGUUGAAGAAAUCAGACGGUACAAAAAUUAGUUACGAUGCUAUCCUUUUACCGAAUCGACUCUACAAGGUAGAUGAACAACAUUUUGGUGAAGCAACGAUAAGGUGUGUGCAGAAAGUGAAUGAAUCGACGUACUCAAUAGAGUUGGUGACUGAUCGAAUAACGCCGUUGGUGUGGCUGCAGCUGCUGAAUAGCGAUGGUGUGCAAGCACAUUGGUUCUCGGACAAUGCCUUUACAAUGACUGAACCCACCAAAACAGUUUGGUUGUAUCUGAUAAAGUUUGACUCGAAACGACCAUCGAUCGGUUUCGAUGAUAUUCGAGUUUGUUCACUGCGUAACUGCGGUCUUCAAACAUUUGAUUGA
Messenger RNA from Anisakis simplex (herring worm), 402 nucleotides. The record is from the annotation of a GenBank genome assembly. NCBI's taxonomy places the organism in Eukaryota, Metazoa, Nematoda, Chromadorea, Rhabditida, Anisakidae.